CAAACGAAUAUAAUUUAUUCGUUUUUUUUCAUUUUUGAAAACAAAAACGACAUUCAGUAAAAAAAAAUAAUUUAAAUAUUAAAACAUUAUGUCAUUAUUAGAGGAAUCAUCAUCAACAACAACAAAAUCGGCUAAUAGUAAUAAUCAAGAUGAUAAAAGUGAAAAAUCAGAAUCCAUUUCGAUUGUAAAACCAAAGGAUACGAUUGAUGAAAAUGAUCUAAUCGAAUUGGAAUCCCAAUCAACUGCAAACAUUUGCGCGGAUGAAACCAAUCUUGAACAACAAGGUUAUCGAUUUUAUCGACAAAAACCUGUAUCGCUUAGUCCGUUUUGUUUAUAUCGUGCAGAAAUUCCAUCAUCAUUAAAUCAACAAAAUCAAUCGAUUGUAUGUAAAAUUAUUUCAUUGGAUACUGAUUUUAUACGUACAAGAGAAAAGGAAAAUUUUCUGGCCAAUUCAAUUCGUAUCAUACGAUUUGUUUGCGGUUAUAAUCGUUCAGAAGCUCGUCAUAAAAUGUUCAUUCAUGUUUAUGAAAUAUUUAAGAUUGAUACAAAGAUUUAUAUUUUUAUGGAAGAACGUACAGCAAGCCAUACAAUACUUCAUAUGAUUAAACAUCAUACAAAAUUUACACAAAGUGAAGGUCGAAAAUGGAUCCAAUUGAUCUGUGAUGCCAUAAGAUUUUUACAUCUUCAUGGUAUUGCACAUCGUUCUAUCAAAUUGGAAAUGAUUUUGAUCCCAACCACUAAUAGUCAAGAACCAAAAUUAUUCGGUUUAAAUCGCUCGGUUUUCUAUAUUGAUCGAAUAAAUUCGAAUCAGAUUAUCCAACAAAAACGUGAAAUACGAUCGUUCAAUAAUUAUCAUCUACCUCCAGAAUCAUUCCGCGAUACAUAUUAUAAUCCAGCAUUAGCCGAUAUAUGGUCGAUUGGGGUUUUACUUGUAGCCAUUCAUACAAAACGUUAUGUAUUUAAUGUCAAAUCCAAGAUUGAUUUUAAUCAGCAAUGGAAAAAAUUUGUGAAAAAACAUAAAAUCAAUCCAAUCAUAGCAAAUCUAUUGGAUGGUAUUUUCCUCAACAAUCCUUGCGAACGAUCAACAUUAAAAUCUAUUAUGGAACAUGAAUAUUUUCAUGUUCCGGAAGAUCGUAUUGAAGCUGUAGUGGAUCAAAACGUCAGCAAUGAAAAACGUUCAUUAAAUAGUGUUAAUGAUAAUACUAAUAAUCCCAAAAGUAUGGAAAUGAAACAAUCGAUUGAAUUUUCCAAAUCAAAAUUGCAUCAACAACGAUCAGCUAAUGAAAGUAAUACAGAUACAAGUCUUAAAAGUCAAAUCAUUAAUUUGGAUAAAGAUGAUGCGAAAAGAUGAUGAUGAUUAUUCUUAGA
This is a messenger RNA of Dermatophagoides pteronyssinus (European house dust mite), 1368 nucleotides long. RefSeq names its product testis-specific serine/threonine-protein kinase 4-like. The record is from RefSeq and is a predicted model, not a curated record. NCBI's taxonomy places the organism in Eukaryota, Metazoa, Arthropoda, Arachnida, Sarcoptiformes, Pyroglyphidae. Gene Ontology annotation, biological process: protein phosphorylation. Gene Ontology annotation, molecular function: protein kinase activity; ATP binding.